Molecule: messenger RNA, 19873 nt
Organism: Porites lobata
Lineage: Eukaryota; Metazoa; Cnidaria; Anthozoa; Scleractinia; Poritidae
Source: the annotation of a GenBank genome assembly
AUGCGUCGAGGACGUGGUAGAGGAAUGCGUGGAGGACCUGGUCGAAUGCCACCCUACAUGCGUGGCCCACCGGGGCAGAAGUUUGUAGUGAGCCAUUCCACUUUUGAUCCAGUUUUAGUAAGUUGUUUACAGGACUUCCGAGUCUAUUCUUAUUAAACUAUUUGUGAGAAAAAGUUCGAAAUUGCUGCAUGUAUAAUAAAUGUAUGGGAAUUAUACGGAAAUCUUACCGGUUUGUACCCUGGUCCCAGAGGUUUUUCUUGAUUUUUCUUCUCGAAAGAGAUCAAGAGCAAGCCGCAAAGGCGGUGACAACGAGUCGUGAAAGCGACGAUGAGAGAGAGAAAAACCUCUGGUUACCUUGGCCUCGAAUCUCACCUUCAUGCGGACGACAGGGUCAAGAUCUGAUCCUCGGGCGUUGAUUGGUUGAUAUUUUUUCAAACACGCUAACCAAUUGGAUUGGCUUGUUUAAUUGUAACUACCGAGGGGACGCUGAGGAUUUUCAUACCUCAUUUCCGAAGCUAGAUUUUGCCUCUCUCUACCAGGGAAGGAAAUUGUUUGUAUACUGCACUCGCAAUAACCUUUGUACGGGACCAAGGCACGUAAAGGCUUGCCAUGUUUCGAGAUUUUGACAUGGAUGUUGUUCCUGAAAGAAUAUUCAAAGAAAUUUUGACCUCGGUACUUGAUAAGCGCUGAGCAACAAAAGAAAGCUUUGUUAGCCGCCUUGAGUCGAAAGGAUGUGUUCACCAUUUUAUCAACCGGACAUGCAAAGUGUAUAAUAUUUCAGUUGUUACCUGCUGUUUGCAAGUACCUUUCCUUAAGAGGAUACUCAUACUCUCGCCAUGCAAUAAUUUUGGUUGCCUGUCCUCUCAAGUCUCUUGUGGACUCGUAUAUCCGCGAACUGCGAAACCGUGGCGUCUCAGCAACCAGUUUGAGCAGUCCAGACGUUGACGAACAGAAUCUAAUGACUCGAUGUAUUUACCAUUUUCUGUUACAAUACUGUCAUGCCAUUAAAUAAACUGACUUGUUUAGGGUAGCAAAAUAUAAAUCUCUGAAUACGGAAUGAAAGUUCUCUUGUAGGAAAAAAAACAUACAACUUUGCUACAAGUAGGUAAUCAUUUUCGGAGCAGCUUGCAUUUUCCUGCGACGCCCAAUAUUUAUCUUUAAAGUUCUAACCAACGUUAAUUUUGGCAUUGGGUCAACAGAACAGAACAGAUGACAAUGUUUGUGAAAAAUGCUUGUUAUUAUACCCAAAAACGUUGAUUUUAGAUCGGCCACUUAUUUUUACAUAAAUUCUGCAAAUCCUGCAGCAGUGGUUUGGAACAAUGUUGGUUUCUUUAUAAAGUGGUGUUCUUAUUCCUGGACCGUUGUCGCCCAUUGUUAACAGAUGCUGUAGCUUGACCCCGGUUAACAAAUCACUCUUUACCACCCAAGUGGAGAUGGUUUGUUCAUAAUAUAAUUUCCCCAGGUCUACCCACGGUAAAAAAAAAUAGUGGCUGAUAUGCAUGUGUUUGCUAAAUUGCCAUUGGUCACUCUUUUUAUUAGCAAUUUGAAGCGUUUGACAGCUGUUAUCUGUAUGAAAGUGAGAUUCGAGGCCAAGGUAACCAGAGGUUUUUCUCUCUCUCCUCGUCGAUUUCGCGACUCGUUGUCGCUGCCUUCGCGACUCGUUGUCGCCGCCUUCGCGGCUUGCUCUUGAUCUCUUUCGCGAAGAAAAAUCAAGAAAAACCUCUGGGACCAGGGUAACCGGUUUGUGAUAUGCUGGUAAUUUUUUCCUUUGAAUGGUUCUUUUCGUGGUUUAAGCUUUGUAGAAGCUAUUAGUAACUUUAUUUCAUAACCACUGUUACUCCUUUCAUAGAAUGAAGUGAAGGCUGGUCACUUCGAUCUGUCGGGGUCCUGGACCAGUCGCAACAAGAAUGCCGUUUUUUUCGCCGAAAUUCAAAUUCGCUGCAAAUUUUUCAGCUCUGGUCUAAGAGGGGAACUUCUUCUACCUCUCUGGGAGAUCGGCGUGGAAAAAGAUCCAUAAUUUCCCCGUUAAAUCGAGCCACUUGUGCCAGACUUCGUGGCACGUCUGCCUUUCGUCCAGUCCCUGUGACCACUGUUGCGCUUACCAACUAAUUUGCAUUAUGACAAUUAGCACUUACACGACGGGUGCCAGGUCAGAAAUGACACGUCAACUAGGCUCUCGCAGUGUGAAAAAGCGAGUGCUUGCACCCGUCGUGUAAGUGCUAAUUGUCAUAAUGCAAAUUAGUUGGUACGCGCAACAGUGGUCACAGGGACUGGACGAAAGCCAGAUGUGCCACGAAGUGCGGCACAAAUGGCUUGAUUUAAUGGGGAAAUUAUGGAUCUUUUUUUGAGCCGAUCUCCCAGAGAGGAAGAAGAGGUUUCCCUCUUAGGCCGCAGCUGAAAAAUUUGGAGCAGAUUUGAAUUUCGGCGAAAAAAAACGGCAUUCUUGUUGCGACUGGUCCAGGAUGCCGACAGAUCGAAGUGACCAGCCUUCACUUCAUUCUAUGAAAGAAGUAACAGUGGUUACCCAAUAAAGCCAAAAACACCAGUAAAAUGACAAACAGAUACCAAAAUGCAGUGGAAUACAUUGCAGGUAAGUCUUUUGUAUUCAUUUCAUUUAAGAAAAAGUAAGGUUUAGCGUUAUUUAGCGUUCGCAGAUCUCAGUAAUAUAUUUCUCAUACAAAGUCUCUUAUAUUUUCAACGGUCGCCUGAAACGCGACACCAGCUCGUCACCUAUGUUAUGUAAAUUGCAUUACACCCUUCCCUCAUAAAGUGAGUUUGGGCGGCCUGUGUUGCCUUUGGCUUUAAACACAGGCAAUCUGGGUACAAAGUUAUCGACUACUCUUACUUUUUUUGUCAUCGUAUGUUGUGUUUGACUUUCUUUGUCUUCAAAUAUCUUCUUAGCAUGUUUUGCACUCAAACAUUUAAAGUUUAUAGCACCGAAAGCGAGUUAAUGUUCAUCUCCACAAGAGGUGGCUGCUUGAUGGCUUGACCUGAUUUUUGCUCACUCAACAUUAUAAUAUUAUAGUAAUAAUAACAAUAAUAAUAAUAAUAAGAAGAAGAACAAGAAUACUUUAAUUAUCUUGUCCCCUUGUAGGGCUUUUCAGGGAUAAUGAAACAAUUAAUAGUUUAAAUGAAAGAUAGCAUGGUUAAAAAUCCCAACUGAUAGGUGACAAACCAGUUAGCUCUUUACAAGUGUGGCCGAGGAUUUGAACUAGGGACUGCCAAGAACAAAUUCAGCUAGCAGUCAGGGCAGGACUUGAACUCGGGGCCUCUGAAUUACAUUUUAUACAAAUCCAGUGCCCUAACCACUCUACCACACUCCCUCAUCGCAAUUGUUUUUAGAAGUAAUGGAGUAGCUCUACAGUUGUAAAACUCCACCAAAAAAUUCAUACGUAUUCUGUUUCUGAAUAAGAAUUGUGUCUGAAAAUUGGGCAAAAUUCUCUCAACUUUAAACAACUGCAGUGCAAACAGCUGAAGCCAACAGGCACCAGUGGCUUAUUAUUUUCUCACGUGAACCUUGGGUGACGGUUUGCCAGCAAUCAAGAUUUAUUACAUGUAAAGUGAGGCUACCAUUGGGAGAUUUCACUUUCUUUUAAUUUGAAAAGUGAGAAAAGCUCAGGCACAUGAUGUUGGAGGUCUUGAAUUUGAUGAUCAGAAACAAAACCAAACUUUUAGCAUGUGAAUUAACCAUACUGGAUCACUAACCUAUCAUUUACAUAAGAAUAAGGUUAGGGAGGGGAGGGUGUAAAAGAAUGGAGGGGUUUAAUAGAUUUCUUUCCCUGAAAAAGAGGGCUUGUUAGAGAGGGUUCUUAAUUGUGUGUUUAUGAUAUCUCAAGUUGUAUUGCUGCAUUUGUUUUUCACAUCUCUCAAACUUGCCUGUCAUGUGCCAUCAAUGAUCAAAUUAGGUAGGGCCCUCCUUUAAUUAAGUGCUCCCCCACUCAAAUUAUCCCCCUCCCCUUGAGGCUAAGAAUAUUAAUUAAGCAUAACCCCUCAAUUAGGCUUGGUGUAGAUAUUAGGAUCUAAACUAGGCUUAACUAUGAUUAAAUGUUGUCAUUGCACAGGCUGAUAACUUUUUUCCAAGAACUACUCCUGCAUCAGAUGAAACAUCAUUUACACAGGUGAGAGUCACAGUUAGGUAGCUUCAACUUGUAAACCCGUUGCAGAGGUUGACAGCAAUCCUUUCAUACUUUCAGUCAAAAAUUGCCUCACUGGUUUAAUUGAGAACGUAAGCUUAUCCAUUUCUUGCUCUGUAAGAAUAAUUCAACAGUUGAGAGUGAUUAGCCCGCGUCACACAGGAAACUAAACUCUGGUUAAGUUGAAACAGCGCCCCCACCUGUGUACAAGGAUUUGAGUACACACAAUGGUUGGUUAGUUAAAAAGUGAUUGUUGUUUUGCCAAUUAAGAUGAAAGGAAUUUCAAAAUGCACUUCCAGUAAUUUGUUGAGUCUGUUGGGGGCUCAGAACAAGGAUAUAUUGGCGCAGCUUUGUGAUGCAGGCUACGAGUGAUAACAUGUUUAGAAUAGAAUUAAAUGCCCAGUGUCUCAGCAUGAUACAUGUACACUGUACAUUUCUCAGAUUUGAUGACUCAUCUGAAUUUGUUAGUCCAACCAUUGUAAAAUGUUUUGCACCCAUGUAAGAUGAUGCUCAUUUGAAGUUUGGAUUUUCAUCAAACAUGGAGCCAGCAUUUUUACAUAUGUUGGAGAGCAGAGAUAAAAACACUUUUAUCCUUGUGAUAAUAAUAUACACUUAAUGUCAGAUCCUGAGGGAAACCUUUAGUUUUGUUUCCCCGAGAGUCCUGAUGUUUCCUGAGACGAAGUCAAGGGGAAACAUCAGGACUUGAGGGAAAACAAAACUAACUGGUUUCCCAAGGGACCUGGCGUAAAGUGUUUUGUUAUAUUUCUAGACUUUCACCUCAACAGCAACAAAAGAAUAACCUGAGCAAACCAAAACAGUGGACUCGGUACUUAUAACAACAUAAAUUUAAUUCUUAAAACCACUGAAUGAAUGAUUUACAAAGUACUUUCCUUAUAUUAUCUGCAUCUUUUUCCUCCACUAGUAGCUGUUUCUCUUCUGGGAUGACUUUAAAAAUCGUUGCUUUUUAGCUUGAGGCUUCGUGUUUGUGUUCAAGUUGUUGUGUUCAUUCACAAAAAUGAAAACAGGCAGUGUUUUUCCUGCCUUCUGUCACCCCACUUUCUGCCAUGCAUUGAUCAUGUGCUGUAAUGUAGCCUGAGUGGGAUACAUUGCUUAAUGUGUUACGAUUGGGGUACAUUUAAUUUUAGUCAAGGCCACGUGACCAAGAAUCAGCCAAUGGUAGUCCCUGUUUAGUUGAGUGAAAGUCUAGGAAUAUAACAAUUUUUUCUUGUACAAUGAUGUUGGAUUGUUUAGCCGAAAUAUUGAAAUUGUACUGGGAAAGUGGUUCCUGGUUCCUUUCAAAUAUCUUUAGGAAAUUUAUUUCACAGCCAAUCAAGCUUCAUCAUAGUAGUUACCCGUAGUAGUCAAUCGAUAAAAAUCGGUUAAAAUCAGUUGAUUUAUCAAUCGAUAAAUCGAUAAAAGUCAGUAAAUUUGAUUUGAUUGAUAAUUAUAGAUUGUUUCGAUCAAUUGGUCGAAAUUGAUGACACACUCAUUUCGUUUAUCGAUUUAUCUAGAUUUUACCGAUUCCAUCAAUUUAUAUUGGAAGAUACAUCUUUUCUUCUGUUCAUCCAAAAAGGAAACCUGAUUUCAUGCAAACAGUGAAUUUGUUGACAAUUGAAUUGCAAUUGAGAGUCGAAGGAUCAAGCAAUUAAUUUAUUAUCACUUUUUCAAAAAAACUUUGAAAAGAUCUCAUGUUUUCUUCAAAACCCACUUUAAAGUCUUCGUCUGAUGGCCGAUAUUGGCCAGGUUUUUCAUGAUUAAGAUUUGCCACCCUUUAAAAAUAACAUCUCAUUCAGUUCUGUGUGUAGUUACUUCUCGAAGUAGCCAAUAGAUAAAAAUCAAAAUCGAUAAAAAUCCUUAGGGAUCAAGUGAUUUUAUCGAUUGAUAACAGAAAACGGUGAAAAGCUAUCUGGGGAAAUCUUUUAGCCUGAGUUUUAGGCAUCCCUUCAAGCCUAGAGGAUGUCUGAAAUUCAGGCUGGGAAAUCUUUUAUGUAAGGUUGUAUUUCACGUGGUACUUGCCUGUGAGAACUGCAAAAGUCAUUAAACCAAACCGUUUUUGUUAUAAUGUACAAGAGGGUCACGGUUUUAGAGAGAAUCUUGUGUCUGUAACAGUUUCCACAAUUCUUCUUUUCAUGUUUGUUGAUCAGUUGUUACUUGUGGAUAGGUUUUCUCCAAUCAGCUGUACUAUUUAACUUAUGCCAAAAAUAACAAUCUCGGACUUACCAUUAUGAAUCGUUAAAAUCAUGAAAAAUUGAUAAUAUGGAUUUGACACAGCAAUUUAAUUUAUUGAUUCUCACCGAUUUCCAUUAUCAAUCGAUAAAAAUCACUUAAUUGCUAUUGAUUUUUAUUGAUACCGAUUUUUAUCGAUAAUUGACUACUGUGGGUAGUUUCAAUAAUAUUAUGAUAGUGAUCAUUAAUGUCUGGUUCUCAUUCUUGCGUCAUAACAGGCUCUUUUGAAGAGAAACCAAGAAUUAACUCCCACUGGGCAGGAACAGGUUAGUUGAGAUUAUUGUAUGGCUGACUCUGCAAGCUGGCAAGAAGAUGGAAAAAAAUUAUUAUUGUAAUUGUCAACAUGGCAAAUUGAAUUUUCAAUCGAUCCUGAUAACUCAAACCCCUGCUAUCUUGAACUGUUUUUUUUUUGCUUCAGAUUUUGUGCUACUGUACAUUUAAUGAACUUUAAUUAAAGUAUACAGCUGUCAAGGAAUAGGAAUAAAAACCCAUCAGUGGACCCAAAUAAAUUGCAUUGCCCCAGUUUGAAUUAACUUCUAGGGUAUUAAUUAAUUUAGAAAAAUGAUAUGGAACUGCGUAGCUUCUUCACCAACUUUUAAUGCUUUGAUUUGAUUGCUGGUCCAUUUAUCAGCUGUUAGGGGGAAGUGGCAGGUAACAAUUUUCAAAGAUAUAAAAGCUAGUGUUAUUAAGUGUAACUGUGUUUUCUUGCAGGGCUUUGUUCAAAAUCUUGUCACUAAAAUUACAACAAUACUAGAUACUCUGAUUGUAACCCCAGAUGCUGCUGAACUGGUAAGCAGAUUCUAACAAUAGAAUGAUUCAUUGGCAUAAUUCAAUAAUAUGAAGCAACAUUUACAACUACCUGUCAUGUAUUGUAUAUAAGUUUUUGGAUUUCCUUUCUUUCUCUAUUAUUUUUUUUUCCUUGGCUUAUUAGCAUAAUUAUUUUUGAUAGAGAUCUAACCAACCCAUCAACCUGAGAUUAAAUACAGCUUCAUUCAUUCAUCAUUGGUUCAAAGUUGAUUUACCAAGAAUUUCUAGUAGAAUGCCGAAUUCUCCUUUCACUGCUAUCUGAUGUUCUUUGUAGUUGUCACAUUGGUUUAAAAAAGGGUGAGACCCAGGUUAUACAUGUAUUAGGCACAAAACAGAAAACUCUACCUUUCAAGCCAGAAUUGUAAUCCAGUUUUAUUGAGUCAUGUGUUUGGAAGAAAAAGGUGAUACUUUUUAGUACUGCAAGGAAAACAGUACUGAUACUGUCAUUUUCUCCUUCUGCCAGCAGAUUAUAAUAUUAUUAGUUUUUGUACUACAUUUAGGUUCGAUAUUAUUGUCUGUUUAAACAAGUUAAGCAGUUUUGCUUGGUAGCUAACAGGUAUGAGAGACUUUCUUGUAAAUUUAUUUAUAUGAAAGUCUGUCAUUAUUGACCUGCACAGUGUACCUAAUUCCUAACACCUUCAUUCUCUCUGAAAUGCCAGUGAGUAAAAGUGGAUGCAUCAACAUUGGAUGUACUGGAUUUUUGAUCCAUUGAGGAAGAUACUCUAUUAGGGUUGGAAUAAUAUACAACUAUCCCCCGAAGGUGUAUACGAGUGUAUCUAGUGCUGUGAACCGACCCUGAGGGGGAUAGUUUUUUAAAUUAGUAUUUACCAAAUCAGUUGGACAGAAAUCAAAAAGGAAGAUUUUGUAAACAAACGACAUCACUUAUUAAGGGUUUGUUUACGCUUCAAUUGACAGAGUUUCGGGGAUGUUUUUUAUGUUUUUGUUGCAACUUAGUAAGAAAGUUUUUUUCUACUGACCAGUAAACACUGACAAGCCAAAUUUUGUCUCUUUCUUAUUUUUUGUUGGUACAGCAAUUAUGUUUUCUGCAAAACAACACUCUGACUGUGGACACUGAUGACCAGAAAUUCAACUGCAGUAAUGCCGAUGGACAUUCACAAACAGGCAAUCGAAAAAAAAAAAUGUCGGCAAGUUGAAUUCGAAAGACAAGCCAUAAGAACAAAGGCAAUGAGAAGCGCCUUGAGACUUUGCUUACACACCGUCGAUCGAACAUUAAAUUUUUAAUAUUUACACAAACUUCCUUUUAUUGUGGAUUUGACAGAUAUAAAUGGAUUGUUUUUUGGUUCAGCUAGUGAACUAACGACUUCUGUUAUUUCAUUGAUGCAAAAUCUCGUUCAAACAUUUCUAUUAACGUUUCAACGCAAAGUAUCAUUCAAGCCAUGCGAAUCAAUGCAAAUUUCCUGACGAGUUGUCAACUGUUACUAUAUCUUGAAUUUGCAUAGUUCAGGAAUUUCUCGUGAGAAUUUAACACUGAGUAGAUUUUAUUAUUUUAUAGAGUAGAACAUUUUUUAGGGCAUUGGGGCAUUUAGGGCAUUUUUUACAGCAUUAAUAGAAAACACCGUAAGGAGGGAUUGUAUCUAAAACUAGUAAGUGAGAAUUGGGACAGUGUCUUAAACUUAAAUGAUGUCAAGGAGGCAGUGAAUAAUUUGGAAGCAAAAAUUAAACACCACAUGGAUGAGUGUAUGCCGUUGCGGUCAGUGCGCAUGUCAUUGCGUGAUCCGGUGUGGAUGACACCCUUAGUAAAAUCGUUAAUGAGGGUAAAGUCAAGAAUAGCUCCAAGCAAUAUAGAUCGGCUGGCUGAGAUUAACAGGAAAAUAAGCGAAUUGAUUAGUAAGAACAGAAGAACACUCGCAAAGGCACCUGUCGGAUCCAGAGAAUGGUGGAAGCACGUAGAUAAUUUGUCCCAACGACGCAGCAUUUCUGCUAACAUUACAUUGGACACUAAAUCACUGGAGGAGCUAAACGACUACUUUGCCGAUUUGUGCACUGAUGACGCAUAUAUGAAGCCUGUACCAGCUAUUGUGGAUAAGAGCUUAGAAGCCCCUCAGAUAUCAGAAAGACACGUGUGGAAUUGCUUACAACAUCUGAAGAAAACCACACAAUAAGUCACAAUAAGCUAGCUCAUACAUACUAAUCAGAUACUAAUGAGUUACGGGCACCAAUCAGAAUGUGCGAAACUUCCCUAGGGCUCUAUACUGAUUUGGUGAAUACUAAGUUAAACUAUUGGGUGUGAUGAGACAGAUUCCAUGAUGGUGGAUGAUGUUUGACCAAUGUUUUAGAUUUGUUCAAACAGGUUGUAAGUCUGUUCACCUACCUUCUUUACAGGGUUUGGAGGAGGUUCGUGCAGUAGGCUCAUACAAAAAGGGAACAAUGUUACUUGGCCACCCUGUAGCUGACUUGGCUGUUAUUAUCAAGAAACUUCCAACAGGUAUGUGUCACUGUAGACAUUGCUCAUAGAAGUGUGAAUGCUUGAAUCUCGAGGUCUUACGUACAGUGCCCUCCAGCCGCAUGAUCCUCUAUUGACACACAUUAAAUCACUGUCAGUGCAUUCUUUUCAAAACCCUUUCCAUUCCAUACAUGUAGGUCUCUUCUAUGUGAUAGCAUAGAUACAGAAGCAAUAGCCAAUUGAAAGAAAAUGAUUGAUUCUGACAACAGAAUGUGAGGAUCACCAACCAAUGCAGGGUUCUCCAGAAAAUUUAAGUAAAAGGGAAAAAAGUUUAAAAAGGUACAAUGGAUAAUAUCUCAGUGUGGAGGACCAUUCACUUGGGUGAGGGUAUAAGGAACUGCCUCCUUUUUAGCAGUAGACCUGCACUGUUCUAAACCUCUUAUUUCACUGCACUUCCAUUGUUUUCAGGGAUAGGGGCAUUUUUUUGUGACAAUCCCUAUUGUUUUCCCAGCGAAUCAAAAACAAUCUUUGAAAUAGGUAUGAGAUCACCCCUUUUUGGUGGGGAGUCGGGGGGUUACUCCCUUAUAAGGGCUUAAUGGGGAUGUGCGGCCAGCCAGAGUAUGUUUUUCGGGAUUUUUGUCUCAAACAGGGUAUCGAUUUUAUAAUUUUUUGUCUUCAUCAGGGUAUCGAUUUUAUCAAUUUUUGUCUUAAACAGGGUAUCUUUUCUUGGACGAUAAACAGCCUGCGCGUAUGUUCUACGAACUAAACGACAGCAAAAUUUUUACAAGAUCUUUUUAAUAUUGACUUCUGUUGACUUUGGCAUUGAUACCAGGCAUAUUAAAUUUCCAUUAAUUACACAACAAGAAAGCCACACAACUUGUAACUGCAACUUUUAAUCUAUUAUAACAAUAGCCUGGUAAUCGAUUGUUUAUCAGUUUACAAAAUAAAGGGUUUCCUGUUUCUCCCAAAAAAGGUGGGUGGUAAACUUUAAUUAGCAAGAAUAACUUUAAUACCAAAAUUACCAGUCUUAAUAAACUGUUAUGAGCGUUUUUCACUAGACUCAUGGAUCUAGACUGAGUCCUUGUAACAACUCGUGUAUACUAAAAUGAAAUAGAAAUCAAACAAAAACGAAGUGAACGUGUACAUAAUUCGUGUCAUUUCCUGUACGUGACCAGCCAACUGCAAGCUGUCAUUUCUACAUCGUGUCACAAGGUAGCUAAUGUAGCUCCAUGUGGAAACUCAGUUCCCCUCAAAGCUCUUUUUAUCUCCAUGGCUUUGUGCCGCGACUUUUUGAUCGUAUAUACUAGGUACUUAGCUUAAAGAGCUCCUUGUGACUCUCUUGAUCAAGCUGUAAAUAGUUUUGUGAUUGCCAGUGGAUUAAAUAAGAAAGAGUUUUGAUAUUUAUUAUCGUCUUACACAGGGUGUGGUUUCGGGUUAAAUUUCUUAAGCAGGGUAUCAAAAAUCGGAAUUCUGUCUUAAACAGGGAAAGAAAAUCAGCAAUUUUUGUCUUAAACAGGUCCAGGGUAUGAGGGGCUGGGCCACACCUCCCCACCCAAGGAUAUAUCAAGUACCCCCCGGGGGGGAGUCUGGGGGCUUUUGCCUUCAAUAUUAUUGUAAGGCACUGAAACCUGCUUAUUUUCAGCACAUUUUGAGUGACUAGAGAAAGGUCUUGAAAUAAAAUGAAAUGAUGGCUAAUCUUCAGAGUUUGGUCAUCAGUAUGGAAAUUUAGGCAAGUUGGCACCUGUGUUUUGCCAAAUGAUAUGAUGGAGUUACAGCUGACUGUAUCCUAUUAAAUAAUUUUUUUGUGAGUAGCAGGCAUUUCCUUGAGGACCAGCUAGUGAUUUUGCUUGCUGGUCACCAGAGUUGCUGGAGAACUCUAUCACUAACCAUCCAUAGUGGCUUGAUCAUAGUGGCUUUUAGUAAAAACAAUUUGCAAUUUCUUAAAAAUUUUAAAAAUCAUGAUAAGGUAUACGCAUAACACAGCUGUAACCAAGUAUAGUACGCAAUAUCUAUUCCUACAUCCAUGAACUUCAUUGUAUGAUUGUUGAUGUAUUUUUUAUUGUUAUGUGCCUUAUUUUGUAUUUUACAGAAAGCCUUAUUCUUGAACUGGCCACAAGAGUGCAGAAGACUUUAAAGGAGCAGGAAGGUUUAGCAGGUGGCUUUAAAUUUUCGUUUUGGGUACAAAAAAUAUGGGCUCUAUUCUAACCGGCUUGAUUGAUUUUUAUUCUUCUCUGAUUCUUUACCAUAACCUUAGACAAAAAAAUUAUUUUGGCAUCUAAAAAAAGAUUAUGUAUAUCCUGUAAACUUUUUCUGCAUAACAACGGGAAAAAGAAAAGUUGUGUAGACUGAUCCAGCGGCCUCCAUUUUAAGAGCCUUACCCCCCAUACCUCGCUCCUCCUUAAUGAGCUGGUGGUUGGAAGGUGACAAAUGCCAUUAACUUUUAUGCCAGAUUCUCCUCUGUAACAGGUGCUGAAAAAGUUUAGCAUGUUUGAAUUUUUGUAGAUUGCUAUUGUAAAAAGCUGUAGAAUGUUAAUGCUAUGAAAACUUAUGCUGGUUUACAUAUUGCCUUUUAAAAUGUGGAUCAACUUUAUUCUUUUUUCAAAUCUUAUUUUUGUUUUGCUUCAAACUUGUUAUCAUAUUUUACCAUCGCCAUAAACAAAGAAAAAUUAAAUGAUUAUCUUUAGUAAGGAAAAAUUGUAUCUACUUAUAUUUUUUGUAGUACCAGAAACUCAUAAAGGGUUGAAAUGUGUAUCUCACGUUAAGUGCUUUUGCUGCUUGCAUAUUCAUUUUUCUAAGUACCAUUAUUGAAAACUCUGGCUGCAGCCUCAAAAAAGUAAUAAUAGCACAUGCAUCACGCUUUUUUGUACAAUUCAUUUUUUUCCCUGCAAGACUACAAUAAUAAAGGUCUAGUUUCACGUUUUGUGGAACGUGAAAACGCAAGACAGCGACUUUGGUUUUCUUUGCCUAAACUUAGAUAGAGUCUUCAGAAUUCAAAUCCAGAAAAAUUUGCUAUUAUUUGACAACGAGAUGGAAUAAGUGCGAUAAACAUGAAGUAGCGCGAAUUAAAUUUUUAAGUGACGUCGUUGCUGUUGCUUAAGCUCCUUUUUUUUUAGGGAAUGUGGCAAGGUGGAGUAAAAUUAUUCCACGUUGUUUACAAAGUUUGAUUGGUCAGUUAUCUUUUCUUCACAUUUGAAAUAUUGUACAUAUGUACGUGUGAAAAUGAAUAUUCACCAGCUUCAGUCAAAGCAAACAUAUGAGAAUAACAUGUUUCAACCCCUUAUGAGUUUCUGGUAGUACUUGUUAUAAUGAGAUUAAUGUGAAAUCCUCCUUUUUCAGAUUUUCCCAUGCAAUCAAAUGAGGGAGGUAACAUACAUUCCUUCUUUUCAUUUUUUUAAAUUGUGUCAAAUUUUUGUGUUGUCUAGAAUCAUUGUCCUUACAUUAACAAAAAUCAAUAGCUGAAGACGGCAAUCUUCUUCAUGUUUUGUUGGUCAUUUGUUAGGUUUUAAUAUAAGCAGUCCUGAUGGUGCACUUGUUCGUGUGUUGCUUACAACACUUCCCAAGAAUCUCCAAGAGGCUGAUCCAGCUAAACAUGGUAAGGAAACUCAACACAAUUGCUUCUAAUCCUUUGCUAUGAUUAUUAUUAUUGUCAAAUCCUUUACAAGCUAAAAGUUAUUGCAGGAGCAAUGAAUUUGCUGUUUGACUGGUUAGCAACAGCUUAGGGCAGAGUUCAGUAAAGUUAAUGAUUUUCCUAUGACAUCCUUAAUAAUGUAAUAGAGUUUUAGUGGAACAAAGGUUUAAUGUAUCUAAUGUAGGUUACAACAUUGUAUAUUUUACAGUUGAUGUGAAGCUCCUUGAAGGAGCAUUAGCCACAAUAAGACAUGCUCGCUGGUUCGAGGAAAAUGCUUUUCAUACAAGGUAGGUUGGUAGUAAAUUAUACUGAUGGACUUGAUGGAUUUGGUUAAAUAGUUUCAUACUACUUUUGAACAUGUUGUUGCCUAAUUUUUCAGUACCCGUCUGUUAGUGAGACUUUUCAAGGAUCUUAGAAAACGUUUUACAGGAUUUCAAGGGCUGACACCAUGGUUAAUAGACCUACUGGCAAGUAUUUUAUUCAUAUUUAAUAAUAUUUAUUGGUUGUAAUAAAGUUUUUCUUUUUGAGUGCGCUGCAUGUAGAUUUCUUGGACCAUUGCUCCUGGCAAGCUGAUCAGCAUCUCUGGGUCUAGGAACCAAGCACACCAUAAAUAAUUAUAUUCAUUUGUAUUUUCUGGUGUGUUAAACUUUGAGCUGACCAAGUCAGUCACACCAAUGCCUUUUUCCCACUGACAUUCAAAACAUUUUAAUCAGUGUGCACAGUGUACCAAGUUGAAAACUAUUAAUAUAUGUAAAAAAUUGUUAUUGUCUUAUAAUCCCUCAAAAAUAUAUAUAUUUAUACUAGGGGUACCUUCCGGCAAGUGCCAACGAGGCGAAUUCGUUUAUCUUUUGUGAAAUGUGCCUAUUCAGAUCUUCGCGAUAUUUUUUUUUUCAUAAUUUUAGAGGUUUACAAUGGAUUCCGCUAUAGAAAAGGAUGGCACCAAACUUCAAAACAACAACUUUUGCACACUCUAGGCUGUCACUUUUAUUAAACAAUAACAACAUGGCUUGAAGCUUUGUUGGUAAAUAUGAGUAAGUUAGCACUUGAGUUUCAUGGAAAAUUCCAUUGGAUCAAAACUAUAAACGUUAGAAAGGAAAAUAUAGUUCAAAUGAGGCCUUUGACUGCUGAAAUUAAAAAUAAUAAUUAAAUUCCAAGCAACAGCGUCAUCAGGAAUAAGAAAAAUAUUUCGCAGAAUGUAUCAGGGGUAUAAAAAUAUAAACUUAAAUAAAAUACAAAGAUCUACUGAGCGAGUGUCACAGGUCAAAGAUUCUCUUGAAAGGCAUAAUGAUAGUAUUCAAAACAAAAGGUUUGCACUUUGUUGCAUUCCUCAUGGGAGUUUUGGGCUGUCUCAAUGUAAAUCAAAAAACAUGCUGGUUGACAAAAUCUAAAGAAUAAAAUAAAGAAUAAAUUCUAAAAAAGGUCCGCAAAUACGUUGAGGACUGGAUCAAUGUAAAUAGAUCUGCGAAGAACACGCUGGUUCUGAUUAAGUUUUGAGAAUAUAACCCUAUACCAAAAUUCAAUUCACAAAGCAAAAGACAACACGGAAAACCCUGGUUCUGAGUUGAGAAGGGAACGCACUACCUUAUUGUAAAUCAAGCUGCAAAGAAUAAGCUGGUUCUGACAAAAAUUUGAGCGUAAAACCCUAUUCUUUGAUCAGCUGCUGCGUUAAACACAAUUUAUAAAGCAAACCAGAGCACUAAUUGCCCUUUCAAACUAGAAAUCAUAUUAGAGCUUGCUCACCUGUUAGGUCCUCUUGAACAGACAAUGAACAGCUGCCCACUGAAUCACCCAAUUUCGGACCACGAGUUAUAAAUACAAGACCAUGACGUCACUACGCAAAUAUGGGGUCUUACUUACACCCAAAUAUGGUCAAAAAUGCAAAUUUUAGAGGGUUACGCGGAAUUUGAGAGUUUUUGCCUACAUCGUGCGGGACCAUAAAUCUGCCGCCGAGGCAACUUCGCUUCUUAGCUCGGUUGCCUCGUUGGCAAUAAUCAUACACUGUACAUGUAGCAAUCAGCUCUAUACAUUCCUUCUUCUUAGUCUAGUAUGUUAUUAUUCAUAGAAGAUAAUUCCAUUUUAGAUUAGCUACAGUAAAAGUGAUAAACUGUUUGUGAAUAAUUCUAUUUGAUAGGCCCACCGUGCAGCCAUGGUUAAUUCAUCACGGCAACCUCUUCCAGUCAAUGUUGCCUUCAGGUGAGAAUUUCACUAAUAAUGCUAUUAAUUAGAGUGAUAAUUAUAGAUGUACUUCUGCCUUGAUCAUGACAAUACAGGGAGCUAUACUCUUUGCUGCUUAUUUGUGGUAGCAAAUUAUAUUAACUACUGGUAUUCUAAAAAACGUUGUUUGUUUUAUGACAGGCGUGCUUUGCAGCUUCUCUCAUCUGGACUGUUUUUGCCUGGUUCAUUGGGUAUCAUUGACCCAUGUGAGGUAAAAGAAUAGUUUAUCUCACAAACUGCUAUGUGACCCGAGUCUCUAAAAGGUGUCCGACUAACAAAUUUUAUUUAUUUAUUUAUUUAUUUAUUUACCAGCUUUCUGGACACAGGCCUGCCCAGAAGGAAUGUGCACGAACGGGACUCAUAGUUCCCAUGCAAGGUGCCAUCCCUGCCCAAUCCCACAACCCGUUAGGUCUAUGACCUAACGGGUUGACCGAAUAGUGAUGCAGGUUCUUUUACAUCCCACAAGAACAAAUCAGUGAAAGUGCUGCGAGACAGCACCUACGGUUUUUCGUCCUUAUCUGAGAAGACUAGAAAGUCGAACCAUUUGCAGAUGCCAUCUCAGUUAUUUAAAGACCCUGAGUGUUGGUUUGGCUGGGGUUUCAAACCCGCAACCUCCCGCUCGGCAGACCGGCGCUCUCCCAACUGAGCUAAUAAGGCGGCGGUCAAAUAAUAUAUUGGUCCAAUAAUAACAAGUAAAUAGAAACAGGGCAAAUACUAGCAUGAACGAGACCAAAUACUAGCAUGAAAGAGACCAAUGGGGAAUAGCAUGAAUGAGACACGUGACCCAUGUUCAGUGGAACCCUGUUAAUAUGGUCACCAAUGGGCCAAGAAAAAUUGGCGGUAUUAAUAGGGUGGCCAUAUUAACAAGGGUUUUUUUUACAAGAAAAUGUAUGGCAGUUUUUGCCUGGUGGCCAGUAAAAGGGGCCGUAAUAACGACGUGGCGGUAAGGCGGGGUUCCACUGUAGUUCUAUGGCAUUUAGUCAACUAAUUAGAAGACAAAGCAAGUAAUCAAAGUGGUUGCCACUCUGUGAAUUCACUGGUCAUCCCAUUGAUUGCUUGUUGUGUGAAUCUCAAUAAUUGGCAUACGGGUAUGCUUAACAUACCCACAUACCAGACGUAUCCAAAGACAACUUUGAAAUAGAAGGGCAGUGUGAGUGCUGUUCUUCAUUUCACUUGUAGGUAAAACUGAUAAUACUAGAGUCAAACCUCCACUAACAGCCACCUCUCCACAUUGGCCCCCUUUUUUGUCCCGGUGGACAGUUCAUACAUUAACCCUUAUUUAAACCUCUCUACAACGGCCUCUAAAGUGUGUCCCCAAAUGCUAAAAUAGCCUCUUGGCAAUGACCAGUUUUUUCAGAAUUGAUCUGUAUGGUGAGUUGAUUAUUAAUCGCAGCAGUCAUAUUUUGAUGUCCCAUUUAUACUGCUGCAGUAAAAAUAAAUUGUCUACAAUACUAAAGAGACUGUUGCGAACCUUGCUCAUUAAUUUUUGUCAUGUUUAAGUUUCUUUGGUAUUUUCUCUAUAUAUAAUAUUUACGAUUGGAUUACCAUUAUGGGAUACAGUAAGCAUGAACUUGACUCAUAAAUCAUAUUGUACUCCCCCCCAAAAUUGUCAUAUUACACCCCAUCCUCCCCAUAACGGCCACCUCUACACAAUGACCACUUUGUUCUGUCUCCAAGAUGGCCAUGGUGGAGAGGUUUGACUGUAUUUUGAAGCGUAAUUACAUACCAUUAGUUCAUUUUUGAGCUCACUGGUCACUUUUGGGUGUGUGGUCAGGUCUGUAUCAGUACUGUCUGCAGACACUCCUCACAGCCUUAAACAUUUUCUUUUCUUGUUUUCAUUUUAGUCUGGGAAUGUUCGUGCUCACAGUGUGUUGAGUUUGGAGGAGCAGGUAAAGAUGUACAUUAAAAUGCGGUCCAUGACAGUUCUACAAAGCGACCAGAACUUUAUUUGUUUUUAUUUCAUAUAAAACUGAAACUGUUUGAGCUCAUACCUCUCAACAAUAAUGUGAAGAAUUAUUCUCGCUUGCGCCUGUCUAUCACAUGAAUAGUCAAGCGUGUUCAGCGUUGUCAUUAAGAGUCGGGGGCCGGGGAUUUUCCCCGGUUACUAAGAGAGUGGCCCCCGGCUACUUUUAUUGGAAAAUAGAAGAAAAAUAGAACCAAAAGAAAUCCCUAGCCGUUUGAUUCCCCGCCUACUUGUUGUAUUUACCCGGCAAUCUUAGUGAGAACCCUGCGUGUUUAGCUUUAGCAGGUGUUAAUCCACAGACUAAUGUGCUGCUAUGUAUUCAUUUUAGGAUGCUAUAUGCACAUGUGCUCAAACUCUACUGCGAUGCUUGAAUCAUGGAGCAUUUAAUGAGAUUUUGUCACUGGUAGGAACAUUGUUUACUAGUAGUUUUGUUGCUAAUAACAUCAGUAAUAUGUGGGCACUUUGUCAAUUAAAAAAAACUUUAAGUCUGCUCCGAAUUAAAGUUUGUGAGUAAAGUACUGAAGCUUCACGGCUGUGGCUUUUUGGCGUGGUGCUGCCAGUUUAUUCAAGACCAUGCCCUUUUUUAAUGAGUUAAGGUAUGGGUAAAACGGGCAGCAAAAAUGUGCAACAUGGCAUUUCAACUUGUCUUACAGCAUUGUUGCAAAACAAGUUGUACGUUUUUGUUGCCUGCUUUGUCACCUUUAUAGAAAGGAGGUGAGUACGCAUUAAUUUGCGAUGACCGAGCAUUUAACUUUUUGAACUUCGGGUCUGUUGGUCCGGGUCAAGCCUCGCCGUCGUGUUGUGCCUUUGCUCCACUGUGUCUCUCUUCACUCAGGUAUAUAAAUGGGUAUGGGCGACAUACUCCUUGGGGUUAACCCUGCGAUGAUGAACUAGUAUCCUAUCCCAGGGGCCCUACUCUUUGGAGCCUCAUGCUAUAGAGAGUACAGAGUAACCUUUGUUUUGUGUGGGCCUUAUGCUUCAUGCAUAGACUGCGAGCAGUCUCUUAUGUUUCUCUGCAAAGUUACUCCAUGCUUUUGUUUACUACAGGAGUCCACAGUGCUUUCUUUCUCAUCUCGUCAUAUUAAAUCCGUUAUUGUAACGCCGUUGUUUGCAAUCGCACUAGCUGGGAUAAGAACUGGGCGGAUUUUAAGGGAAGUGGCGGACUAUAAGUAGUCUACACCAUGCGUGGCGAGUAAUUGGACAUGUUAUGUUUUAAUCAAGAAAAACUCUGGUGUUUAGUCUGGUGUCGGAUUAUUUUUGUUGCUGGAGGCAGUUGUCGUUAGGUUAACACCUAAAUCAGUGAGCAGCCGAACCAGACUUGUCUUCAGUGUGUAAGAGCCACCAGGGCAAAUGAUGUUUUAAUUGAUAUAAUAAUAGCAUAUUUGUGUUUUUGUUUCUAUUAGGGGCAGGAAGGAAUUCCUAAAGUCGGUAGGUGCUCGUCUUGUUAUAGUAACUUGUUCCGGAAGUUUUGUUCGCGGGGAAUAAUGAGGUGGAGGUUGUGUUUGCCAAAGAGACUAACGAGAGAGGAGAACAAGAGAGAUACUUUAUCUCUCAAAGGGUUUUCCUUCACCUGCCCACAUGGUUCUCUUCUUUCCAGUCUAUAAAAUCGCGGCAUUGUCUUUGGGUUUCCGUUACUCUCACACUCUUACCACCAAAACUUGUAGAAGGUUCUUGUGAUAGACUUUGUUGUAAGUUUAAGCACGCCUUCUCCUCCUUUGCUUUCCUUCAAGUAGUUUUGCGGAACUCCCCUCAGAUCUUUAGUAGAAGACUUAAAUGGGAUGAUGGCGGCUAUCGCGAAUGGUUGCCCCACUUUACCGUCUCCCCAUUCUGUUUGCUUGCAAUAGUAAUCCUUUGUGUUUUUGCAACUACUUCACAACUGUUCACUAAGUAGCCACAUGACUAUUCUGUCGUGCGAAACAAACCACAGAGAAGCAAAGCUGCCUGAUGGGCUACAAGUCUAGGUAACUGUAUUUUCCGGUGUAGGAGUCGACCUUUAAAGUUACUUAAAAAAAUCAACCUUGAUUUUUUCACCAACCGCAAAAAGCCGAGUAAAAUAACUAUGACUUCAUCGGCAUAACACAAGACUAAAGUGAAAACAUGGAAAACCAUCUACAAAAAUAGCAUGGAAGAUAAAAUGUAAUAAUAAUGUACUAAACUUUCUCAAAGCUCGUCUCUGGUUUCUACUUAGGUCGCUCGCUCUCCUUUGCUUCGUGAGCGUCCCUCGCGCCUUCGCCGCUCUGGCGGUCGACUCGUGGGAGGUCUAAUAAUAUACUUACUUAGGUUAUUUUGUUCUCACAGCCGUAGACACUGAGGUAACCAGCUGGGGAGGGGUGAUUGUAACACCUGGACAAAAAGCUUAUGAAAAACAGCAUGACCAAGAAGACGAAGAGGGAGAGGGUGAGGGAGACGACGAUGAGGAAGAGUCAGCGGAGAUGUCGAGCCAAGAACAGGCUGAGGAAAAGAUGGAAACAAACCAGGAAAGCUGAUUACUGUGUUUU